Messenger RNA from Ruditapes philippinarum (Manila clam), 846 nucleotides. RefSeq lists its product as uncharacterized. NCBI's taxonomy places the organism in Eukaryota, Metazoa, Mollusca, Bivalvia, Venerida, Veneridae. Bases 1 to 846 code for a protein of 281 amino acids. The transcript is spliced from 5 exons. The record is from RefSeq and is a predicted model, not a curated record.
AUGGAUACACCAGAUCCAUCUACAUUGAAUUUAUCCAACAAUGGUGACAUGUAUAUCAGUAUAGAGAAAUGUCAACAAAAAAAAGAAUCAGAAUAUCUUGAUAGAGAAGAGAGAAAUAUUAGACGUGAAGAAGAUAAACGGCGAUUUGAGGCCGAGCGUAAAGCAAAAGAAGCUGAGCGUGAAGUCGAACGUCUAGAAAAAGAAGCUGAACGUGAGGAAGAGAGACGGUGUUUUGAGGGCAGAGAGCGUCUUGAAAAAGAAGCCGAACAGGGGAAACUUAAAUUAGCCAAUGGUAAUUCUGUGCCUGUCAUUACAAGUAGCUGUACAAUUGAAUCAUUAGAAGGUGAACGUCAAUUGGAUCUGAAACUAGGAUAUGUUGGUAAUCAAGAGGUGAAAGUUCUUAGAGACACUGGUUGCGAGUUAGCAGUAGUUAGAAAGAAGUUAGUGGAAGAAGAUCAAAUGCUGAAUAAAAAUUGUGUCAUGAUAGCAAUAGAUGGUCGGGCCAGGGUGUACUUGAUAAGCCAAAUGAGAAGUGGGUUAGCCGAGAAAGUAACAAACAUAGCUGCUGUUGUUACUAGAGCACAGGCCGAAAAAGAGAAGAAAGCAAUGAAACCUCUUAAAGUUCCAAAGGUCGAAGAUAAUGAAAUUACGGUAGAUGUUCUUAAGAAAGAACAAUCAAAUGACAAUACGUUACAGCGUUUGUGGCAGUAUGCUAAGGAAAAUAAGAUCAUGAAAAAAAAAGCGAAAGCUGUUGCUUUACCAAGAAUUGAGACUGAAAAUAUAGCUGAAGCAUUGUUAGAUAUUUUUGCAAGAGUAGGUUUCCCAUCGGAAAUACUUAGUGGAUAG